UGUUGCUCUGUUCCUUUUAUCACUCUGGUACGCUGAUAACAAUAGCAUCUGACGAUCACAUAUGGCUUUCAGCAUUUAAGCGUCCACCAAUAAUAAGGCUCUGCCAAAUUCAGAUUUCAUAGUCUUAGAUGUGCCGUCUCUGUAACCGACCCCUGCUUCCUAUGCGAGCGUCCAAAUACAUGUUGGUUAGUGAAUGCCAAUACGGCAAACACAUUGUUUCUUCAGAGGAGCACCAAUAGUUUGUGUCUGCUCUUCUUCUUUGGGAUAUGAACAAAUUUGUCAAGCAGGCCCUUACCUGCUCCUCAGCGAAACGUACAGUGAUGUUUGUACCAAACGAAUUUUAACACUGUCUUUGGACAGGACAGGACGGUACAGCACGUGUGAUCCCUCGAGCAAAUAGUGGAGUCAGAACACGAGAAGGACAUCCGUAGAACAAUAAUUUCAUCUGGUCUGAACGUUUCGUUUCAGUUCUAAAGAGUUAUCCUCAGCUUCAAGUCGGAAGUGUGUAGUUUCCGCUGUCCGAGUUCACCUUUUGAAAUUCAAGAGUCCUAAAUGCCGUCUAGGAAGCUCUCGAUGACCUUAACAAGCUUUUCGCGAAAUGUCGUCGGGUGGGAGUCCUGUGGCCAAGGCGUCAGGAGAUUGAUGAGACAAAAAGCUCAUGAGCUGCCAAUCGUCAGCUAAUGUGCAAUUUCUGCUGCUGUAGUUGCUUAGCAACAUCCUUGAUUGAACUGCAACUCGUUUUUAUCUGCGCGUGAGGCUGAAGAAUCUUGUGGUGGGCAACAAGACGUCUGAGCUUUAGGGAUGGAGAACAGGGGCGACAUAGAAUCUGGGGAUUUGGGAGAAAUGGAAAAUGGAGAUCAGUGGGUGAAUAACGAAUGUGUUAUUAUGCUCGCAAAGGGCGAGCUGAAGCUGCACAGAUCGAGGUUGCAGCUCUCGCAGAUGGAGGAAGGGUCAGUCUUACUGCGUACAGAAUUGGCAGAGGUCUGUGGGACCGAUGUACAUUUGAUGCAUGGCCGCCUCGAUCUCGUACCGUACCCCAUCAUUCCUGGUCAUGUGGGUGUUGGCCGCAUCCAUGCCUCCGUUGGCUCGGUGCGCGAUGUCUCCGGAGUUCCUGUUAAAAAGGGAGAUAUGGUCACUUUUCUGGACGUCCUCGAUACCUGCAAUUCGUGCAUCACGUGCCUGGUUGACAAACAAACAACUCGGUGUCCUGAAAGGCGUGUUAUUGGAAUAUCAUGCCCGGCGAAUGGUGGUGAUGUCAAGGGGCUUCUGGGUUGCUGGUCUUCCUUCAUCUAUCUGCCACCCAAGACGAAGAUAAUUCGGUUGCCGAUAGCUCUUCCACCGAUAGUGUUCAUGGCUGGUGGCUGUGGGCUCCCCACAGCACUGCACGCUAUGGACAGGGCCUGCAUCAAAUUGAUGGAUCGUGUAAUUGUCCAAGGCUCCGGGCCAGUUGGUCUUCUUGCAGCAAUUUUGGCUCUUCAUAGUGGUGCUGGCCAGGUUAUUGUGAUAGGAGCUCCUGCUCAUCGUUUGAAUGUCGUAAAGGCGUUCGGCAUCGAUUGGACCGUCAACAUUCAAGAGAUAACAGAUCCUUCGGACCGGCUAAGAAUGGUAACCGACCUGACUGAAGGUCGACUUGGAGACGUUGUCAUCGAAGCUACAGGAAGGCCAGAAGCUGUUGCGGAAGGUUUGGCUUUGUGUAGAAAUGGAGGAACCUAUGUGGUCGUGGGUCAGUACACUGAUAACGGCGAUGUCAGCAUAAACCCACACCACUUGAUCAAUCGGAAGCAUGUAGUAAUGAAGGGCUGUUGGGGCUCGGAUUUCAGUCAUUUCCACAGAGGAGUUCAAUUCAUGGCCAAAUACAGUCAUCUGCCUUGGCAUCAAGUUGUGAGUACUGUUUUCAGUCUCAAAGACGCAAGUAAAGCGCUGUCUUGCGUGGAAAAUCUGGAGCUUUUCAAGGCCCUCAUAAAGCCCGGAACCUGAACUAAAGUGUGGGAAUAAAUUCAAGACUAACGACAACUUGCUCCCUAGGACGACCAUGAAACCAAGCUUGUACAUCUGUGUAUUAAAAUGUACCAGUAUGAAGAUCAUGAUGAUGAGUUCUUUUUGUUCAACUGUUCACAUUCAUAUCGAAAUGCUGGAAGUAGCAGUAUUAUGAACUGCUACUUCCAGCUCUAUUAUUUGCGCACUAUACGUCGGUCGUAAUGUCUUCUCUGUUGGGCUAGGAAAAGCUUUCUAGCAAAGGAGAAUAUAUGGUGAUGAUAAUAAAUGUGAAGUUUGUUCUCGGGUGGCCUUUCAAUAUUUUACUGGAGCUUGAAGUUUGUACGGGCUUCAAGCACUCUUCGUAUUCGGUAAAAGUGUGAAUAGUCAGUAGUUUCCAUAUUUGUUUCAUAUAGCUACUUGGUCAAUCAAAAUAGAUUCCUCUCCU
Molecule: messenger RNA, 2422 nt
Organism: Marchantia polymorpha subsp. ruderalis
Lineage: Eukaryota; Viridiplantae; Streptophyta; Marchantiopsida; Marchantiales; Marchantiaceae
Source: the annotation of a GenBank genome assembly